AUGGACUCCUAUCUCCGUUGUGGUUUUGUUGCAGUUGAGGUACAUUGUUGUGUUUGUUUGUUGUAUUUUUAGGGUUAUGUGUAUAGCUCAGCCAAUCAUUUAUAUGGAGUGGAAAUUAAUGCAGAAUUUUGUGAUCUGCAAGAGAAAACAAUACAGAAAUAUCAGUUUUCGGACAGAAUCAAGGUAAUAGUUCAACAAAAACAAUCAUUGAUAUAGAUACGCUUGUCGGGCAUCUUGGUAAAUAAAUUAACUUAAUAGAGUGAAUGUUGAUAAUGUAUUUGAGAAAUAUAGUAAAAAUGUAAAUAUUAUCACAAACAUUCUCUGUAAUUGGUUUAUAACCCCAAGAUCAGGGCUGAAUUUCUAUCCCAGGCUCACCUUUAUUAUAAAAAUACGUUCUAUGUUGGUGUCGUUCUAAGGUGUCACAAGAAAGUCAUUAAUAAGAUAUACCCACUGUAUCUCUCAUUGCAAAGGCAAAAAUAUUUAUCACUUUAAACAAGUAGGACUUCAUACCAGCAUAUUAAAAAAAACAAAAAAAACAAGCAUAAUUAUUUUCUUAGUUAUUCUCUCACACUUUCAGUUCUAUACUGCCACCAUUGUAGUGGCUGCUGAAUUUCUCGGCAAUUUAUAAAUAAUAAUAAUAAUCGGUUUUCUCUUCUAUGUCCCCCCCACAGGUAUACCAGUCGGACAUAUGUAGUCAGAAGUCCCUUCUUCAAGAUGCAGAUGUGGUUGUCUUAAAUAAUGUGUUUGAAUAUUUUCUCGGGAAAGAAAACCAAUUGAAGUAAUUUUCACUAUUUUUAUAUCUAUGAUAUGUUAAUGAAGAUUUGUCCCCUGCAAACUUAGGUCAGGAGCAUGUAAUGGUUCAAUAAUUUUGAGAUGAUCUAUUUCAUUUAUUCAAAUAUUUAUUUAUUUUUCCACGUUACAGUUUUUGAAACACGUAGUACAGAGAGAGGUAUUAUUGCACAUUAAUCAGUGUUUAUUAUAUGAUUACAGGCAUUGCGAAUAAACAGUCAUUUGUAGUGUAUUGACAGGACAUCCUGGUAAAAAUAAUGUACCCACUUGUUUUCAUUUUGUCUAAAUUUUGCAAUUAGUGCAUCAUUUCCCCUCAAUUAACUAUUCGCACAUAAAAUACUUACUAUGUGUUAGUACUGAUGGAUGAAUAUCUGUAUAAGUAAUCCGUGUUUGUAUUUGUUGGGAACAUGUGAGCUACUGUAAAUAGAAAUUAUCUUUUAGGAUGCAGUGUUAGAUUUCUCGUGAACCUGUAGCUGAAUGUAUGUGAACCAUACAAAUAAAAGGACCUGUACAUUUAGUUGGUUAAAAAUGAAUCAGAGCUGUGAAGAGCUGCCGGCAGUUAUAUAGUGUGCGUGCGUGUAGGCCUCAUUCAUUUUUGUAUUUUAAAUUACUGCACAUGUGUACGCUCAAAGAUUCUCCAGUAGAAAGAAAAUGGGAGGUCUGGGACUGACUGAUGUAUCUCACCCACUUCCUGGUUUAAACAGAUGUUAUUGCAGGUGGCUCAAUAGCCAGUGAUUUGUGGCACAGAAAUAGUAUACUAGCUUAUAAAACAUGACGAGGACCACUUUGUGCACGUUAACUUUCAAAAUGUAUUUCUAUGAUUUUUCUUUACACCUGCACUCAGCUCUUUUUUUUAUGACCCAAUUCACUCUGAGUUAAUAGUAAAAUGCAGGACAUUUUCCUUUAAACUUUAUAUAUAUAUAUUUUUUUUUUUAUUAAGCAAUUUUCAAGUUUACAGUGAACAUUUCCUUGUACAGUCUGUAAAUCAAGUUGUUGUCAUGUGUACAGAGAUACAUUGUCAUCUUGCUGGGUUACAUACAUGUUUAACAUAGUGUUCACUUAAAACAGUUUUUAAUGGUAUAUCAACUGGGGAGAAAGGGUAGGGGUAGAAGGGGAGGGGGGGGGUUGUACAGGGGUUGAGAGUCCAAGUCUGAGUUGUUUAGUAUUUGCAUUCUUUUGGUUAGGUAGGAGGGAGGAAGGAGUUUGGAGUCUUGAAGGAUUCGCUUUGUGGGGUAUUUUGUCACCCAGUAAUUUGUUAUAUUUUUAUUGUUGCUACCUGUGAUCGUGCAGGUGGCAUAGUGUCUGUCGCUAUAAUAGUUAUCUCGGGUGGUGAGUUUUCGGAUUGUGUGCUAUGGUGCGGUGGGGAGGGUGGCUUCGUAGGUCUCCCAGAUUUGCCAGGCUGUUUUCCAAAAGGUUGCUUUGGUAGAGAAAGCUGUUCUGCUUGCUAUUUCAUAGAGUUUAGUGGCGUUUAUGAUUUGUGUACAUUGCGGUGUUGUAGAAUUAUUAUGCCUCUAUAAAUCUGUAAGGCCCCUUUAAAUCCUCUUGCUAUACCUCUAAGAGGCCCCAUGGUUUUACAAGAAAGCUUUGUCUAUAGAACAUAGAAUUUGCAUGUCAGCAAGAAAUAGCUUUGAUAAAAUGUGUAUUUACUAAAAGCCUUGAAACCUAACCUUGAGAAACUAACAGUGCCAGCUACACUCUAAAUGGAUAGCUGCCAAAAGGCCCCUCCCGUCGAGUGAGCUCCUCAUGUUAGCAAAAUGGCGCUAAAACCUGGAGGAGAUAAUCAUGACGAGGAUAGUGACCUAGGAUGGUACACCCCAUAGGGAGGGCAUUUUUCUAACUACUUAGCACCUAAGCCAAUUAACAAUGUCUAUUUGUCUAUAUCUUGAUUUUCUUCAAUGAUGUAAUAAUGCCUUUAAAAGGGCCUGCGAGCCUGCUUUUUAUUCAGAAGCCAUUAAACUUCUCCGAAGUUCUUUCAUUAACCUGAACUCUGUGUCUCAGUGUGAAUUUACUUCUGCGUGCACGCAACUUUAUUAUCUUUAAUUUGGACAGGAACAGAUAGUCAUUCAAACUAAUUGGUUUGCAGUAAAUCAACUACAACAGCGGCAUGGUUGGUGCUUCGGCUUUUUUCCAUGACCUGCCUAUUAGAGUUAGGGCUGCUAUAUUGAUUUGGUAGAUCAGGUAUCUGAUUGUUUUAGGGAGUUUUGGUGGGUAGUUGUGGAGUAGUAGGCAGUCUGGGGUUUGCGGUAUGCGGAUGCCUGUGCUGGCUAGGAUUAGAUCUGUCAGUGCGGACCAAUAGGGUUGUAGUACUGGGCAUGUCCACCAUAUGUGGAUCAUUGAUCCGGCUGUCGAGGCGCAACGCCAACAUUUGUCAGAGGCCUCCGGGUACAUCUGUUUGAGGCGUGUGGGCAGUAAGUACCAUCUAUAUAGGAUUUUUCUGGAUAAUUCAGUAUGGUUGGCACUGAGUGUGAGGGUUUUGGGGGUAAUGAAUAUCUUCCUCCACAUUGCUUCGGGGAGGGUUUGUCCUAGGUCUUUUUCCCAUGCUAUGACGAAGGGGUAUCUAAAUGUGGUAUCAUGCUGUAAUAUGUUGGUGUAUAGCAUUGAGAAGGUUUUUUGUGUUGGUAUCAGUUUGAGUAUGGUUUUCUCAAAGCAUGUUAGUGGAGGUUCGUUGGGCGUAAUCUUUACUUCGCUUUGGUGUUUUGUUACCCACGAGUGAAAUUGCCUGUGGGAGAAGUGGGCUGCUGUAGGAAGUCCAUGGAGGUUUUGUACCUCUGUGAAUGUUAGGAGGCGGUUCUCUUGGUACAGUUGAUGUAUGUAAUGUAUACCAUGUCGUUCCCAUAUUUUGUGGUUAAAGUUCGGUAUUAUGGAGCGUAUGGCAGAUAGUGGCAUUGCUCUAGAAUGUGGGCUUUGUGAGCAACAUAUAUGUUUGUUUUUUUCCCACACUCGUAGUGUCGCCUCGGUGGUCGGUAGUAGUGUAGUGUGUUGUAGCUUGCUUUGUUUGGGGGCCCAUAUUAGUGCCAUAAGAGCAUGUGGUUUGACCGCGUCUCUUUCUAUUGUUACCCAUUGGGGGGGUAGGUUUUGACCGUGAAGUAGUAUCGUGCUAUUUAGGAUGGCUGCCUGAUAGUAUGUUUGGAGAUUGGGUGCGUUCAUUCCGCCUUCGGGGGUUUUUUGGUAAAGGAUGCGAGCACUUACUCUUGGCAUCUUAUGGUCCCAAGUGAAUUGGUUGAGUAGUUUUUGUGCUUCCUUGAAAUAUGUGGUUGGGAGGUGGAUAGGUAAGGUUCUGAACAGGUAUUGGAAUUUGGGGAUGAUUAUCAUUUUUAUGGCAGCUAGUCUGUCGGUCCACGAGAGGUAUUUUUUCCGCCAGCUUGUUAAUAUGGUUCGGGUUUCCUUUAGGAGUUUUUGGUAGUUACUUUUAUAUAGGCCUAGGGCGGUGGGUGUGAUGGUCAGUCCUAUGAAGGUGAGAUUGUCUGAUCUCCACUCAAAGUUGUAUUGUUUGGUUAGAGGUGUAUGUUGGGGUGUGUUUAGGCUUAAGGCUUGUGUCUUGGUUAGGUUGAGUUUAUAAUAGGAGCACCUGCUAUAUUCCUGUAGUAGUUGAAGAAAUGUGGGGAUAGAGCUGUGGGGGGUAGUAAGUGUGAGCAGAAUAUCAUCUGCGAACAGCGUGAGUUUGUACUCACGCGGUCCAAUUUGAACCCCAUGGAUGUCUGGGUUUUCCCUGAUUAGUGCCGUAAGUGGCUCUAGCGCCAAGACAUAUAGCAUCGGGGAAAGGGGGCACCCCUGCCUGGAGCCGUUCGAGAUCUCAAACGGAGUGGAUGUGAACCCUCCUCCCACCACUUUAGCGGUCGGGUUGCUGUAUAGGGUUUUUACUAUUGAGAUAAACGUAUCCGGGAAUCCAUAUUUCUGCAGGACCGCCAGGAGGAAGGGCCAGUGCAGUCUGUCAAACGCUUUUUCGGCGUCAAGUGAGAGAAAUACACCAUGCUCCCUCCCCCGUAGGCUCUGUAUUAGGUUGAUUACCUUGCGCGUUCUGUCGGCGCCUUGCCUCCCCUUGAUAAACCCCACCUGGUCCUGGUGGAUAAUCGCCGGGAGAAUGUUAGCUAGUCUAUUUGCGUAUAUUUUAGCAAUUAUUUUUAUGUCUGUAUUUAACAGUGAGAUCGGGCGUAGGUUUUGCCCUUAAAACUUUAUAUUUUGAUAUUUCUAAUUUAUUAAUACUUUUUUUUUUUUUUUUUAAGAGCAUGGGCUUUUCUGAAUGAGAACUUAAGGAAGAGAGGAACCCUUUUAGUGACUGUACCAAGCUUGAAGGAAUCUCUGGGAAAGCUAAAGGUGUGUAAUGGUAUAAUUUGGCCUGUAAACAGAUGUCAUUUUAUUUUUUGUUUGCAUAAUAAAAUUGGCAAUUCUUCUGUGCUGUACUUCUUUUUUAAUAUGUAAGCUUAUUUGAUUCUUAAUGGUUUAGGAAGCUCCACUGUCCCUGUCUUAUGAUAUUGAAUUGAUAAUCUGUCAUUUGUGGGAGAUUUACAUUUUAAAUUAAAGGGACAUUAUAGUCAGCAGAGCAACUACAACUGUAAGUAGUUGUUCUGGUGUGUAUAGUAUGUCCCUGCAGACAUUUGAAUGUAAACACUGCAUUUUCAGAGAAAAGCCAAUGUUCACAUUACUGCCUAGUAACACCUCUAGUGACAGCCACUCAGAUGGCCGCUAGAGGUGCUUCCUGAGUCAGUACUGCACAACGUGCAGCAUUGACGUUCAGCGUCUCCACUCUCUACAUUGAUUCGAUGCAUCGCUAUGAGGAGAUGCUUAUUGGUGCGAUACCCCCCCAAUGAUUUCCUAUGGGAAAGCAAUGGAUUGGCUGAGAUCAUCAAUGUUGAUGAUCUCAGCCAAGGGGACAGAGCGUGGGCGGGACCUGUAAAAAAGACUAGUACAACUGAACAAUAAUAGUGAAGUAUAAAGAACAAUUUUCUACCUAUGAUAUUCACACUGUCUUUACUGUGUUUAAUUUCCAGAUGAAUAUUGAUAUAGGUCAUUGGGUGGAAGAAAUUGAUUUGCACACAAACGUCUAUUUAGGAGAAGAAAUUGAUCAGCAAGCACUGAAUGACAUUCAUCUCUACGCCGUCCGAUAG
This is a messenger RNA of Pelobates cultripes (western spadefoot toad), 5894 nucleotides long. NCBI's taxonomy places the organism in Eukaryota, Metazoa, Chordata, Amphibia, Anura, Pelobatidae. The record is from the annotation of a GenBank genome assembly.